Messenger RNA from Adineta ricciae, 1413 nucleotides. The record is from the annotation of a GenBank genome assembly. Lineage: Eukaryota; Metazoa; Rotifera; Eurotatoria; Adinetida; Adinetidae.
AUGAUACGCCCGACUAGAAGAGUCGGGCAACAAGCCAGUCUAUGGCUUUUGUUUGCGCUCCGCAUAAAAAAAUGUUUUCGACUUCGAUAUUUAUUAAUAACAUUAAUUAUUCUCAUUCUGUUAACAUAUUUACGCCUUAUUAAUCAUGCUCCCGUCGAUCCAUCGAUAUUGAACGACGCAUUGUCUGAUCAUCGACAACAGAAGAAUUCUUUAGACAAACUCCACUCAUUAAAAUGUAAUUUUGAUGAAACUGAAUCGCUACUUCGUUACAAAUCACCUCGAUCAUCACACACGGACAGUCGUCCAAGACCGACAAUCGAACGACUACGUAAGCUCUUUCAAAUGCUCAUUUCCUACGAAGACAAAUUUCGUCGUGUAUUCGAUCACCUCCAGAUCUUUCGUUUUACCGACAUGCACAAUACACUACGUCCAUACGCUAAUGAUACGCAACGUUUACAUAACAUUUAUUGUCUAUUACAACGAUAUACAACCAUAUCCGAUAGCGGUCAUAUCGACAUACAAUCAAGCUUUAUCAAUUAUUUAUCUCAAGUUUCGAGCUAUUUAGCGGAUGGUUUUGAUAACCAACAUUUGAGUUGGAAUACAACUUCAAUCGAUGAAAUUCGUAAACCGGUUAUUGUUCUUGGAUCGAAUGUUCAUUUUUUUAAUAUGCUACAAGCAUCCAUGCGGACUAUUGAUAAGUUUUUAAAAGAUCAUAACGUUGUUAUCUAUGAUCUAGGAUUCACUGCAAAUCAAGUAGAUAUGAUUACGGCAAAUUGUAAACGUUGUACAGUUAUUAAAUUUCCAUUUGAGGAAAUCAAAAGCGUAGCCGGUCAUGUUCAGAAUUUAGCCAAUUUUGCAUGGAAACCGAUUAUCAUUCAUGAUGCUGUGCGACGUUUUGGCUCUAUUAUUUACGGUGAUACAUCUGUUCGUUAUAAUACUUCACAUUUCACUCGAUUACUCAUUGAUAAUGAAAUCCGUGGCUUUUCAUGUCGGGAAUUACCUGGUCAUUAUCUACCAUGCUACACAUUAGAGAAAACAUUUACAUGGUUCAAUGAAACACCGUCGACGUUUGAUAACGUCUACAUCGCUGAAGCAGGCUUCGUUGCUGUCACAGAUAACUUCUUAUCACGCCUGGUACUGAAGACAUGGGUUACUUGUGCCCUUGAUCCAGAAUGUAUCGCACCAACUCAAUCAAAAUCAGUAUGCAAACAUCGCUCCAGUGCAGGGAACGUUCAUCGUUAUGAUCAAUCAGCAAUGGUAGUCGUACUUUCGUUCUAUUUCUUUCCAAGUUCACGAAAUGGUAGUACAAGUAAUCCAGCUCCGUACGAUAUGUAUGCUUCCAUUCAAGGUAAACUAGCAGAAGUUCGACGUGGUGAAGGCGAUCCAACCUAUUUUACUGUCCAUAAACCCUAG